CGCUCCCCGCGCCUUCCCACAGUACCCCGCGAUUGCAGCUAUGGAGGCCGGCAGGACCGCAGUGUUGCGCGUGAAGCGGAAGCGCAACGCGGAGCCCGCAGAGGCUCUCGUGCUGGCUUGUAAACGCCUCCGGAGCGGCGAGGUCGAGUCGUCUGCUCCGGAGGCGCCAGAGGAUCAGGAGACAGCGGCGGAGAGAAAUGUCUUCCAGUUGGUUGCUACCGUGCGGUCCCAGGAGGAGCCAAUCCAGCAGCUUGUGCGAGCUGCCCUGCGCCCAUCCCGGAGCAGCCAGCUGCGUAUCCGGCGCGAUCUUCGUGCUUCUGUUCGCGAGGUCCGUAAAGAGGGCCGCUACAGGGUAGUCUCCAGCCACCGAUCCUCAGGAACCUCUAACAGUUUGGAGCCUCAGUGUGUGUCAGAAGCUGUCAGGGACACUGGCUUCCAGUUGUUGGACCUGGUCCACGAGGAGGAAAACCCAGAGGCUGCUGUCACAGACUGCCGAAAAGCAUCUGAUCCAGAUGUGAUCCUCUGCAAUUCUGUAGAGUUGAUCCGUGAGAGGCUGACUGUAUCCGACGAUGGAUCCCAAGAACACCACGAGGAACCAAAGCCCAAUGAUGACUAUGUAUAUGACAUUUACUAUAUGGAGAUGGCCCCUCCGGGGUGGAUUGAGAACAUCCUGUCCGUGCAGCCCUACAGCCAGGAAUGGGAACUGGUGAAUGAUGAUGAGCAGUCAGAAGAUAUUUAUGAAGAUGAAGAUGAUGAAAACAGUGAAAAUAAUUGGCGCAAUGAGUACCCAGAUGAAGAAAGCAGUGAUGGAGAUGAAGAUUCCAGAGGCUCCGAUGAAUACAACAGCCUCAGCGAGGAAGAAAGUAGCUGCAGGCGACUGGUGUGGAACAAAUACCCUUCAGAUGUACAAAAGGAGUUUGGCUAUGAGAGCCCCCAUGAUGUGGAUUCAGAUUGAUGGCCUGCUGGUAUUUGUAAGAUUCUUCCACAGGCCUUUAAGGCUCUGACUGCAGAAUCACCAUCUUAGGAUUCCUAACUGAACAUGUGGAAAGAAAAACUUGCCCCAGCACAGUGAGGACUUCCACUGUAAGUGAUAAGUGAAGCCAAGCAUGCUGGGUCAUUGGAGAGUUUGGGAGCCUAGAAAAGCAGAGAAUGCAAGGCCAGCCUUUAGGCUACACAGUAAGUUUGAGGCCAGCCUGGGCAUUCUGUUUUUUUGUUUUUUUUAAAGAAAGCAAUCUUACAAUCUAGAAAAUAAAAUGAUAUAAAACCUCCA
This is a messenger RNA of Apodemus sylvaticus (European woodmouse), 1270 nucleotides long. RefSeq names its product solute carrier family 7 member 6 opposite strand (gene Slc7a6os). The coding region runs from base 41 to 955 and encodes 304 amino acids. The transcript has 5 exons. NCBI's taxonomy places the organism in Eukaryota, Metazoa, Chordata, Mammalia, Rodentia, Muridae. Gene Ontology annotation, biological process: developmental process. The record is from RefSeq and is a predicted model, not a curated record.